GGCCCCGCCUCAGAGCACCCCAAACUUGACACCAUGAAGAUCCCAGUUCUCCCUGCUGUGGUUCUUCUCUCCCUUCUGGCGCUCCACUCUGCUCAGGGGGCAGCCCUGGGUAGUUCUGAGGAAGAAAGCACCAUUGGUAAUUAUGCGGCAGGACCUGAGGCUUUUAAGAAUGAUGAAUUCCUGAACUGGCACGCCCUCUUUGAGACUAUCAAAAGGAAGCUUCCUUUCCUCAACUGGGAUGCCUUUCCUAAGCUGAAAGGAUUGAGGAGUGCAACUCCUGAUUCACAGUGAUCGUUCCCUUCAAGACCCAGCACUGCUGAUACCCAUUGGAAGGGGGCUAAUGUGGUAUCGGAUCACCAUCCUACAAUCACUCUUUCCUGGCUCAAUAACUCCAAUAAAAUGUCUUCCAACCAAAUA
Molecule: messenger RNA, 417 nt
Organism: Rhinolophus ferrumequinum (greater horseshoe bat)
Lineage: Eukaryota; Metazoa; Chordata; Mammalia; Chiroptera; Rhinolophidae
Gene: KRTDAP
Product: keratinocyte differentiation associated protein
Exons: 5
Coding region: 34-291 (85 amino acids)
Cellular component (GO): extracellular region
Source: RefSeq, a predicted model, not a curated record